AUGGCUGCUGAUUUAAGAGAUGAGCAGGGCAAUCCGGUUCAACUGACAGAUGAACAAGGCCACCCCGUUAGCCUAACUGAUGAACGUGGCCGCCCGGUUCACAUAACUGGUUUAGCCACCUCGAAACCUCUGUCCCAGCUCGGUCAUGUUGAAGAAGAAGAGCCAGGUCAGGUGCCACCUACUGGGCAAUUGGCUAGUAGUGGUGAGAAAGAUGAGGAUAUAUCCAAGACUACAGGUCAUGAUGAUCGGACCAGAGCCGCCGGGGCCGAUGAAGAUAAGCCUAUAUUAGAAGAGAAGCCGGAAAUUCAUGAGGCUUCUAAGGAGGUUCAGAGGUCUACUAGUUCAAGCUCCAGCUCGACAUCUGAGGACGAUGAGCAAGGAGGAAGAAGGAAGAAGAAGGGAUUGAAAGAGAAGAUAAAAGAGAAAUUUACAGGAGGAAAGCACAAGGACGAGCACGGCCACACCGCCACUACAACCACCACCACCACCACUGGGACCACCACCGGAGAACACCAUGAGAAGAAGAGUAUGAUGGAGAAGAUCAAGGAGAAAUUGCCUGGCCAUCAUAACCACUAAGAAAUUAAUUAUGUGACUAUUGGUGGGUUUGUUUUGUUGAUUAGUUGUAAUGUGUGAAUUUAAUGUUUGAAUUAUCAGUUUGGUGCA
This is a messenger RNA of Mercurialis annua (annual mercury), 663 nucleotides long. RefSeq names its product late embryogenesis abundant protein-like. The transcript has 2 exons. Lineage: Eukaryota; Viridiplantae; Streptophyta; Magnoliopsida; Malpighiales; Euphorbiaceae. Gene Ontology annotation, biological process: response to water. The coding region runs from base 1 to 576 and encodes 191 amino acids. The record is from RefSeq and is a predicted model, not a curated record.